GUUUUGCUAAUAGGAAAAUACCACCUAAUUCAAUUCCUGUGCUGAACACUGCAGUCACUCGGUGUCUCUCUGGGUGAUGCCUUGGGAAUCUGCUUAAGCUGCUGCUUAGAGCUUAUUAGAAAAGGAUGUUUUGAGGGGAAAAAAAGCUUUGAAAGAAAUGGAAAAUUGGAAAUUCUUUCCAAUUUCCAGACUGGAAACUUCCAAAAGAAAUUGGAAAGAAAUGGAGGGUUUUUUUAAAGGGAUGUUUGCUCUUCUGCAGAGAAAGUUGGUCCUAAAAACUUCUGUAUUGUCAUAUUAAAAAAAACAACCAGGAAAUAUCAAAAGAAAUGGAGCCUCCUUGUUAGUCGCAGUAGUUUUUCAGGACAUAAAAAGAGGCUGUUUUGGGUAAAUCUCCAUAAAGUUGCACUGUUAAGAUGUCGGUGUGGAUUUCCAGCACUGAACAGCAAAAUGGCCCUUAAGCUGAGUCAGUCUAUACAGGACACGAGUUUAGCACGUUCUCAGCCAAGAUAUUGCUGAGCGUUUGUCCAUUGCACACAGAGGUUUGUACAUGAGGAAAGAAGUUGGGGGACAAAAUGGGCAGCUCCCAGCCUCGUCCCCGCCUUGCUGUCAUUUUGGGUUAGUGGCUUGAUUACACUUAGCAAAAAAGCCCUCCUCCUGCGGUUACCCCGAGGGCGGACCACGUGGCCCUUGCAGAGGGGUUCCCCCAGCCACGUCAGGCCAGCGUGGCUGAUGUUUUAUGCCAUAAUGCACUGCAGAUUCCACCUUUGCCUAUUAAAAUCCAAGACUGGGUGAUUUGGGGGGGGGGUGUGUGUGAUCACCCCUGCUGUGCCUGAAUCUGCGAGUGCCCGCGGUGGGCUGGAAGAUGAUGCCCAAAUGCUGAAUGUCCAUCCAAGGCAAAUCUGGCUCUUCCUCCCGUGUGACGAGUGGGUUUUGGGGCUGUGUGAGUUUUGCAGAGGGUCUGGGGGGGCUCCGAUGGGGACGAUGGGGAGUUUUUAAGUGCGGUGCUGACGAUGUGUCCCUGGGCUUGGGGUUCGGGGACCGCGGUCUGUGGGAGCGCGCCAGCGGACCGUGCUCCGUGAUCUCCUGGCGCAGGUGGCGGGUCGCAAAGGCGGUGCUGCCUCAGUUCGCCUUGGAUUUGAUCGUUGGGUGUUUGUGGGGGAUCCCAAACCCCCUUUGCAUAGCGGGAAAUAGCUGGCUUGGAUAAACCCCUUUCGGCGUCGCGCAGUGCCUCUGCCGGGGUCUGUCUCGGAAGAGCAGCUUCCGCAUGUUUAGGAUGGAUCUCGCGUACGCCUCGCCUGGGAAAGCCCCUCUGGGGAGGAAGGCAACCAAGCAUUCCUGCUGCAGGUAUUGAUUCCUGGGGAACGACAUCAUCUAACCCCGCAGCGACCCAGAAAUUGGGCUGCUCGUCUUGUGCGCGGCCGCAGCAGAGCUGCGGGCUCAGAGCAGCCCCUCGGGUGAGGCUGAGGAAAGCCGCAGAAGGGAAAGGCAAGGUUUAAGCUGGAAAAGAGAUUGGAAAAGCAGCAAAGGGCGUAAAGGGUUCCCGGAGAGGAGGCGUCGUGCAAAGAGUGAUUGGAAAUGUCACCCAUUAAAUACUCCCGAGGUAAAUCACGCAGCUCUGUGUCUCGGCAUGGCCACUCUCCUGGUUCCCGUGGGGUUUUCAGUCCCUUCUUUAGCUCCCCUGUCAGUGGCUGAGAUGCUUUAGUGCACGUUUGCUCUGUGCCUGGAAGACAAGCCAGAGGCCAGAAGCGGGGCGGGGGGGGGGGGGGGCAGCAGCUAUUUAGCAUCCCUGCUAAAAGAAAAAAAAAAUCAAAAGGCAGUUCUUUUAAAUUUUUUUCCCUUUAUCCUAACUCAUUGUCUCACGCGUUGCAGGCUGUCCCGCUAGCGGGGAGCGUUUGCCAUGGACAACGGUCACGUAAGCAGAUACCGCUUAAGCGUUGCCACGAGCCCGCCUCGGUGGGAGAUCGGCAUCUACGCCACCGGCGCCCUGGUGCUGCUGGGGAUAGCCGCCGUCAACCUCUGGAAGCUCUGGCGCUCGGGCAGCUACCCCGCGCCUUCCCCCUUCCCCAACUAUGACUACCGGUACCUGGAGCAAAAGUACGGGGCGGCGUGUUCGGAUGCUAAACACAAGCGAGGGAUGGCCCUGGGCUCGCAGAGGGCGCUGGAUAAGACCUCACCCAUCCGCAAGGCCAGCCUGCGGGCAGACGACACCUUCGAGAGCAUCAAUGAGCUGGGGAGCCUGGAGCUGAUGAGCAAAGACCUGGGCUUGGCCCCCUACGGCCCUUUGAAGAAAUCCAUCUCGGCCGACUCCCUCAGCUCCGUCUCCUCCAUCGGGAACAACUUCGGGCAGGAUUUCACGGUGGGGCAGGUGGAGGUGUCCAUGGAGUACGACGGGAAGGCGGCCACCUUGCACGUGACGCUGCUGCAGGGCAAGGACCUGCUGGAGAAGGAGGACGCUCGCUUCGAGUCCUGCUUCAUGCGCAUCAGCCUCCUCCCGGCCGAGCAGAUCGUCGGCAUCUCCCGGAUUCAGCGGAGCGCCUACGCCGUGGCCUUCGACGAGCGCUUCUCCAUCCCGCUGGACCCGGUGGCGCUGGAGGAGAACAGCCUGCGCUUCUCCGUCUUCGGCAUCGACGAGGACGAGAGGAACAUCAGCACCGGCGUGGCCGAGCUCAAGCUCUCCGACCUGGACCUGGGCACGCGUCCCUUCAACGCCUGGCUCUACCUGCAGGACAUGAACAAGGCAGUGGACACGGUGGGGGAGAUCCUGCUCUCCCUGAGCUACCUGCCCACGGCCGAGCGCCUGACGGUGGUGGUGGUCAAAGCCAAGAACCUUGUGUGGACCAACGGCAAAGUGACCGCAGAUCCCUUCGUCAAGGUGUACCUGCUGCAGGACGGGAGGAAGAUCAGCAAGAAGAAGACAGCGGUGAAGAGGGAUGACACGAACCCCGUGUUCAACGAGGCCAUGAUCUUCUCUGUGCCGGCCAUCGUGCUCCAGGACCUGUCCCUGCGGGUGACGGUGGCCGAGUGCGGUGAGGAUGGCCGCGCCGACAACACGGGCCACGUCCUCAUCGGCCCGGCGGCCAGCGGGAUGGGCAUCACGCACUGGAACCAGAUGCUGGCCACGCUGAGGAAGCCCGUCUCCAUGUGGCACCCGCUCCGGCGAAACUAGGCUGCUGGUGGGGGCAGCCCGUCGCGCCCCCGGUGUCCCGCACCCCGACACCGGCUCUGCCCCGGGGACAGCGGGCGGAGGGGGAGGCGCUGCCCGGCCGGCGGCUCGGCCAAGAGCCUCCGCAACACGGCGUUUGCAGCCGGGCAGGGGUUGAGCGAGACUUUGCAGCGCUGAAAAGGCAGAGAUGCUGGAGCGUCUUGCUGCCAAAGUAUUUGGAGGAUGGAGCAACUCCUUGGCUGCGUCUCUCCCCAUCUGGGUCUCCCUCGCAUGCGCUGGGGGCUGCGAAUGGACCCGCUGAGAAAGGAGCCUUCCCUUCAAAUGGACCUUGAAAACCAGCCCCGACCUCCCCGGGCCGCCAGGCAGGGCCCUGAGCAUCCCGCGUGCUCCCCGGCGGCCCCCCAGUCGGUGUUGCCCUGGGACGUGGAC
Phalacrocorax carbo (great cormorant) is the source of this 3592-nucleotide messenger RNA. The record is from RefSeq and is a predicted model, not a curated record. NCBI's taxonomy places the organism in Eukaryota, Metazoa, Chordata, Aves, Suliformes, Phalacrocoracidae.